UGCAGAUUUAGACACAUGGAAAUGCAGCAAAACUGCAGCAUUUCAUGCUUCUGGGAAACUCAGCCUCUUGGUUGUGUGAAGAUCAGUUGUAUCUUUUAUCACAGCAAACCUCGCAAUAUCAAUGGAUUAUUUUUGCCACCAAGUAGCAGUAUCACACCACAGAAAGAGAGUCAGGAAGGAAUUCCACCCCUGACCCAGAGUCAGGAACCCCUGAAACCUCAGGAGAAUAUAUCACGACCCAUUCACCAUCCUCUAGUUUUAAAAACUAACUUUGAGGACGAAGAGGAGGAAGGAGAUGAACAAAAUGAUGCUUCCAGUUUAUGGACAAAGACUCCUGAAGAGAUUGAAGAAAAAAGAGCAAUAAAGGAGAUGUGUUACAAAUCUGGUGAAUACUACAGAUUCCAUACUCCUCCGGAUAUUUCAUCAUCAAAAAGCAUAGCCUCUACAGCAGACAAAGAAAUAGAAAAGCCUUUGGAAAAUGGCAGUGAAUUGCAAGAAGGAGAUGGUCUUACAGUUCCAACAAAAUUUAGCCUAUUUGAAAGGCAAGGCGAGAUAAAAGCAUCAUUGGAUAGGAAACCAAGGACUGACAUUGCCGCUUUUGAAAAUGGAGGAGGUGACUGUUAUGUUCCACAGAGGAUCAUAUUUCUUGGAGUAGAUGAAAAUGAAGCUUUAACAGAAGAGAAGGAAAUCACCAUAUCAAAAUGUUCAAAUAAUAAAGAUAACACGGACAGUCCUCAUCCAAAGCGUUCCCUAACUACCCGACUAGUACCUACAACGCAUGUAUUAAAUGCUACUGAGAAUAUCAGUAUGAAGUGCAGAGAGGACCCCUCUUCAAUGAAUGAUGUCCAGCCAGUGAGGAAGCCUCACUUUAAAGGUGUGAAAAAAAGAAAAUGGAUUUAUGAUGAACCAAAGAAUUUUCCUGGCCCAGGAAUGCGGAGAGCAGUACAGGCCCCAAAUCCCAAAAAUAAAAUGAGUUACCAUCGCAAUAAUAAAAACAGAAAUGCUGAGAACGCAUCCUAUAUCCACGUUCAGAGAGAUGCUAUCAGGACUGUCUCACUGAGUGCACCCCCCCGCAGCAGGCCCACAAGCGGGUCCUACAGUAAAGUCGAUGUUAACAAGGAACCCAAAUUCAACCUUUGUCCAGAUAAAUAUACGUCAACAUCAUAUAAUGGUUCAGCCUGGCGAAAAAGAAUUCCUUUUUCAAAAACAUAUUCAAAAACUGAAAAAAUAUAUACAGAGCCAAGAAGAAAUGGGAGCAAGUAA
Messenger RNA from Neogale vison (American mink), 1263 nucleotides. It is a transcript of the gene ZC3H11D, whose product is annotated as chromosome 12 C12orf50 homolog. Bases 16 to 1263 code for a protein of 415 amino acids. The record is from RefSeq and is a predicted model, not a curated record. Lineage: Eukaryota; Metazoa; Chordata; Mammalia; Carnivora; Mustelidae. The transcript is spliced from 12 exons.